CGAUAUCGAUUGUUUACCCCCAGUCUCGGUCACUUUAUCUCUAAAGUGAUCAUCUAAAAACCGCCACCACGUUUUCCACACUCCUCAACUCGCGGCACCACCCGUUCAACGGAAGCCGACGCUCAGCCGCUCGCGGAGGGGCAUCGGAUUUACCUUACACGCCCUAAACGAGAAAGCACGUCUACUACAUACACUUUCUCGAUUGAUUCGGACGUUGCACAAUGGCUCCCCAUGCGAAUGAUGUGGCCAAUGGCUCCGUGAACGGGUCGGGUAGCCCCCAAGUCUCUCCUCUCUUUACUGUCGAUUCUCCCAACGUGGUCUACAGCGAUGAUGAAAUCAACACUAAGUACGCCUACCACACCACUGAGGUGGUUCGUGUCGACAACAAGUUCGUCGCAAAGCCUAAGACCGACACCUACCACUUCAAGGUCGACAGGAAGGUCGGAAAGGUGGGCAUGAUGCUCGUUGGUUGGGGUGGAAACAAUGGAUCCACCGUGACUGCGGGCAUCAUCGCCAACCGCCGUGGUCUGGCCUGGGAUACUCGCGAGGGUAAGCGUGAGGCCAACUACUACGGCUCGGUCGUUAUGGGCUCCACGGUCAAGCUUGGAACGGACCCUAAGUCCGGUGAGGAGAUCAACAUCCCUUUCCACGACCUCCUUCCGAUGGUGCACCCCAAUGAUCUGGUCGUGGGAGGUUGGGAUAUCAGCUCGCUGAACCUUGCCGACUCCAUGGAUCGUGCCAAGGUUCUCGAGCCGACCCUGAAGGAUCUCGUGCGCAAAGAGAUGGCCGAGAUGAAGCCCUUGCCUAGCAUCUACUACCCUGAUUUCAUCGCAGCCAAUCAGGAGGCCCGUGCCGACAACGUUAUCAACGGAUCCAAGGCAUCCUGGGACCAUGUAGAACAUCUCCGCAACGAUAUCCGUGAGUUCAAGUCUAAGAACGGACUGGACAAGGUCAUUGUUCUGUGGACCGCAAACACUGAGCGGUACGCGGAUAUCGUUCCUGGCGUGAAUGACACCGCAGACAACUUGAUCAAUGCCAUCAAGAGCGGCCAUGAGGAAGUCUCUCCGUCAACCGUCUUCGCUGUUGCUUCCAUCCUGGAGAAUGUUCCUUUCAUCAAUGGCUCUCCCCAGAACACCUUCGUGCCCGGCGCCAUUCAACUUGCGGAGAAGCACAACGCCUUCAUCGGAGGCGAUGACUUUAAGUCCGGUCAGACGAAGAUGAAGUCUGCGCUAGUUGACUUCCUGAUCAACGCUGGUAUCAAACUUACCUCUAUCGCCAGCUACAAUCACCUGGGCAACAAUGAUGGAAUGAACCUUAGCUCUCAGAAGCAGUUCCGUUCGAAGGAGAUUUCCAAGUCCAAUGUGGUUGACGAUAUGGUCGCCGCUAACACUGUUCUUUACAAGAAGGGAGAGCAUCCUGACCACACCGUCGUCAUCAAGUACAUGCCUGCUGUCGGCGAUAACAAGCGUGCUCUGGAUGAAUACUACGCCGAGAUCUUCUUGGGGGGCCACCAGACUAUCAGUAUUUUCAACGUCUGCGAGGAUUCUCUCCUGGCCUCUCCCCUGAUUAUCGACCUAGUCAUCAUUGCUGAGAUGAUGACCCGUAUCAGCUGGAAUGCGGACAGCGAGGAUUCCAAGGAUUACAAGGGAUUCCACAGUGUCUUGAGCAUUCUCAGCUAUAUGCUCAAAGCCCCUCUGACUCCUCCCGGGACCCCUGUUGUCAAUGCCUUGGCUAAGCAGCGUAGCGCUCUCACGAACAUCUUCCGUGCUUGCGUGGGCCUUCAGCCCGAGUCUGAUAUGACUCUGGAGCACAAGCUGUUCUGAGCUCGUUACAUGCUGAUAGCUAGCGUAGUGACUCGAUUCUCAUAAUCGAGCUGUUCACUUCUUGCGGGCUCUCUCUCGGGCUCUCAAAAAGCAGUGUCCCCCUGCAUCUACGACGCCCGUCGUAGAAGGUGGUCUUCUCUCUAGUACAACUAUAGGUACAGGUCCUUAGUCGCUCUUUUGAAUUCAAAGGCAGUACCCUAUACAUAUUGCAAAUUCCUGUGCCACAGUAGAACUGAGA
This is a messenger RNA of Paecilomyces variotii, 2061 nucleotides long. Its product is annotated as putative myo-inositol-phosphate synthase. Gene Ontology annotation, molecular function: inositol-3-phosphate synthase activity. NCBI's taxonomy places the organism in Eukaryota, Fungi, Ascomycota, Eurotiomycetes, Eurotiales, Thermoascaceae. The transcript is spliced from 3 exons. Gene Ontology annotation, biological process: phospholipid biosynthetic process; inositol biosynthetic process. The record is from RefSeq and is a predicted model, not a curated record. Gene Ontology annotation, cellular component: cytoplasm. The coding region runs from base 222 to 1823 and encodes 533 amino acids.